GUUCUUGGAGGCUGACACUAUGAGCCAUUUGGACUGCAAGAUACACCCAAAGCAGCUGGGAACUCCGAAAGGUGUGCCCCAUGCACUUGGCUGCUCUGGAACUGGGUCAGCGCCAGGAGACAGAAAGAUGCUGAAUAAGCAUUCACAGGGGAAGAAAAGGAACGUUUUUGAGUCCUACAUGUCUAAGGAGAAUGUUUCAGCUGGCCUGAAGAGAGGAACACUUAUUCAGGGUGUGUUGAGGAUAAAUCCAAAGAAGUACCAUGAGGCGUUCAUUCCUUCCCCGGAUGGGACCAGAGACAUCUUUAUUAAUGGAGUUGUCGCUCGAAACAGAGCUUUGAAUGGUGACGUGGUAGUGGUGGAGCUGCUGCCCAAGGAUCGGUGGAAGGUAAUUAAGACAGAUGACAGUGAUAAAGGAGGUGAUACUGUCCCUGAGUCUGAUGUCACUGAGGAACUAUUAAGAACUCCACCUCAGCAGGUUGGGAGGAGGUUUACUGGUGACAGCCCUGAUGUCAUCCUAGAAGCUCAACUUAAUGAUAGUGAGACUGAAGAUGGGCAAGAACAUGGGCCAAGUGUUUUGGCUGAGGUUACCCAGGAGAAGGGUGAAUGUGUACAGAAGAAAGGAAGAAGGAAGGCUGGAUAUAAAGAUGGAAACAGCCCGAAGUCACAAGACACAAAACUCUGCUCAGACAACUUGCUCCAGAGAUCUGCCAAGGUGGUUUACAUCUUAGAGAAGAAGCAUUCCAGGGCAGCCACUGGGUUCAUCAAGCCCCUGGCCGAUAAGAACAGUGAGCUGUUCAGGAAAUGUGCCUUGUUUUCACCCUCUGAUCACCGAGUCCCAAGGGUGUAUGUGCCCCUCGCUGACUGUCCUGCGGACCUCGUGAGCCGGCCUAAUGACUAUGCCCAAGCACUCUUUGUCUGCAGGAUUGUGGCCUGGGAGGAGCACAGUCACUUUGCAGUGGGGCAUCUGGCUAAGAGCCUGGGCCAGGCUGGUGAGAUUGAACCAGAAACAGAGGGGAUCUUGAUGGAAUAUGGGGUCGAUUUCUCUGAUUUCUCCCCAGAAGUUCUGGAAUGUCUUCCCCAGGCCCUGCCUUGGACCAUCCCACCUGCCGAGUUCAGCAAGAGGAGAGAUUUAAGGAAAGAUUGUGUCUUCACCAUUGACCCUGCCACUGCUCGAGAUCUGGAUGAUGCCCUUUCCUGCAGGCCCCUUCCUGAUGGGAACUUUGAAGUGGGAGUUCACAUCGCAGAUGUCAGCUACUUUGUUCCGGAAGGAUCAGCUCUGGAUAAAGUGGCCAGCGAGAGAGCUACAAGUGUCUACCUGGUGCAGAAGGUCAUCCCCAUGCUCCCCAGACUGCUCUGUGAGGAACUAUGCAGCCUCAACCCCAUGACCGACAAGCUCACCUUCUCCGUCAUCUGGAAGCUGAGCCCUGAAGGCAAGAUCCUUGACGAGUGGUUUGGCCGAACCAUCAUCUGCUCCUGUACAAAACUGAGUUAUGAUCACGCCCAAAGCAUGAUUGAACACCCUGACAAGAAGUUCCAUGAGGAUGAGCUGCCUCCUAUGUCCACAGACCAUCCCAUCGAGCACAUCCAUCAGGCCAUCUUGAACCUCCAUGGGAUCGCCACACAUCUGCGUCGGCAGCGCUUUGUGGAUGGGGCACUUCGGCUCGAUCAGCUAAAACUUGCUUUCACUCUGGACCAGGACAGUGGGAUGCCUCAAGGAUGUCACAUCUAUGAAUACAAAGACAGCAACAAGCUGGUGGAGGAGUUCAUGCUGUUGGCCAACAUGGCAGUGGCUCACCAGAUCUACCGGGCCUUCCCUGAGCGGGCCCUGCUGCGCCGCCACCCGCCCCCCCAGAGCAAGCUGCUGAGUGACCUCGAGGAGCUCUGUGACCAGCUGGGGCUGGCCAUUGACUUCAGCUCGGCGGGAGCCCUGCACAAAAGCCUGACGGAGAUGUUUGGGGACGACAUGUACUCCCUGGCGUGGAAGGAAGUGCUCACCAACAUGUGCUCGAGGCCUAUGCAGAUGGCCCUGUACUUCUGCACGGGCGUGCUCCAGGACGCAGCUCAGUUUCGACACUACGCCCUCAACGUGCCCCUCUACACCCACUUCACCUCACCCAUCCGCCGCUUUGCCGACGUCCUGGUGCAUCGGCUCCUCGCCGCCUCCCUCGGUUCCAGAGAGCCCCUGAGCCUGGACGCAGACGCCCUCCAGAAGCAGGCUGACCACUGUAAUGACCGGCGGAUGGCCUCCAAACGGGUGCAGGAGCUCAGCACCAACCUUUUCUUUGCAGUCAUGGUCCGGGAGAGUGGCCCCUUGGAGUCCGAAGCCAUGGUCAUGGGCGUCCUGAACAAGGCCUUUGACGUGCUGGUGUUACGCUUUGGGGUGCAGAAGCGCAUCUACUGCAACGCCUUGCCACUACAGAACCACCACUUUAAGAAGGUGGGGAAGAAGCCGGAGCUCACCCUCAUCUGGGAACCAGAGAGCCCCCAGCAGAAGGCGGUGUCCCAGGUGAUCACCAUUUUUAGCCUGGUGGAGGUUGUUUUGGAAGCAGAGGAUGAUACCCUCAAGUACGUUGCCACCCUGAAGAGGCCGGAGAUGAUGGCAGAAGUGACCCAGGCACAGGAGGAUGGGCUGAGAGACCGAGACGAAUGAGGGGCCAGCUUGGUGACCCAGCACUGCUUCCCCUCUCUGCCUGGCCAGCACCGCCAAGUGGGAUGAAGGGACCUCGACAAGCCAAAGGGGUUUUUAAGUUUGUUUAAAGUUUUAAGUUAAGUUUAACAAUUUGGGAGUUUUGUGGAAGUUUAAUUUUAACAUGAACUGAGUGGGGACUGGACUGAGGUACUGGGAGAAUGGCAGGAGAAGGGGCUGGACUCUGCCGCACCUGCUGAGCUCUCUCUUAGCCAAGGAACAGCCCCUGCUCUUGGCCUCACCUCAGCAAGAACCCGCCAUGGUGGGCCGGGGGCCGCCUAGCCCAGCCAGCCUCCACCCAGCCAGGCUGGGGCUUUCUUGGUAAAUCCACAUCAUGGAAUAAAUUGGAUGACAAGGGACAGUGUGGUCUGUGUGGCAGUUGGAGGGUGCUUGGCUGGUGGGACUCCCUCUGCUUUCAAGAGAGAGUGGACAAGGGCUUGCCCACCGCCGGAUUGCUGGCUCUGUAGGCUGCUUCUGAUUGACCGAUUGAUGGUGCUGGAGUCUGCACUGCAACAGGGACGUCUCAGCCCCCGGAGCGUUUGUCUCGAGCCCUGGGUAAUUUAUAGACCCACCCCGGCGGGAGAUUAAUGCCUAGCAUGACAUUUCUGCUGAUUAAAAAUAUA
Molecule: messenger RNA, 3309 nt
Organism: Gracilinanus agilis (Agile Gracile Mouse Opossum)
Lineage: Eukaryota; Metazoa; Chordata; Mammalia; Didelphimorphia; Didelphidae
Gene: DIS3L2
Product: DIS3 like 3'-5' exoribonuclease 2
Exons: 22
Coding region: 20-2650 (876 amino acids)
Biological process (GO): miRNA catabolic process
Cellular component (GO): exosome (RNase complex); P-body
Molecular function (GO): 3'-5'-RNA exonuclease activity; RNA binding
Source: RefSeq, a predicted model, not a curated record